AUGACUAUUAGAUUUGUGCCCCACCCCGCGCCGGAGGUAGAGCCUGAAGAGAGCUAUUCCCCCGAUGUGGUGAAGGACGAAGAGAGAUAUACCCCCGACGUGGUAGACGACGAAGAGGAAUAUACCCCCGACGUGUCAGAGGACGAAGAGAGUCAUACCCCCGAAGAGCAUGAGGAGAUAUGUCCCCCCGACGUGCUCCUUAUCAGCAAGGACGGUGGAUCUCAGGAGGUGCACAGCGGUCUCCUUGCCGAGUACUCUAAAUAUCUCAGGCGAUGUUUCGAAUUCAGUGUAAGCAACCCCCCAGGCACAGCCCACCUCAUCACUAAUGCCUCAAUCCUGAAGGACAAUGGCCCCUGGCGUGUCAAAACCAACUUCAGCCUACGCAGCAUCAAGUACCUGGUCGAGUUCCUCUACACUGGAGAAGUCCAACUCCCGAGAUACCAGCCCCCGGGACUCUUCUUUCCUUAUGGCCGUCAAUACAGCUCGUUAUACGACCAAAGGCAGCGAAGGGAAGAGCACGCAUUCAAUAUAUUCAGCAUACUCGUUGAAGUGCACAACCUCGCGCUCUGCUACCACGUUGACCAGCUCCGGAUAGCGGCGGAAGAGCGGAUCACCAGAGUCCUGGCAGACUGUACGGGCAAGAUGGACUUGUUUCGCGGGGCGGCAUGCAUUUUGGAAAACGGGAUAGACGAGACGAACAAGGCUCUCGCAACGGUCCAUGUGAUUAAGAUGCUGCAUUUGUACUCUUCCAACAAACGUUUCCCGCACUUUAUGUGGACCCGGGCAUGGUGCACCGCGCUCAAGAGGAUGCCGCGGGAAGCCGCGCAAGAAUAUUAUAACUUGCUUGCGGGCUAUAUCCGUCUUAAUGAUAGUGAGCCCGCUAAGGAGGCGAUGGAAAGCUUGCCAAUGCAUUACAAUUGGGUGAUGUCUUUUAGGAGUCAUCAAAGUUUGUGA
Molecule: messenger RNA, 954 nt
Organism: Aspergillus campestris IBT 28561
Lineage: Eukaryota; Fungi; Ascomycota; Eurotiomycetes; Eurotiales; Aspergillaceae
Exons: 1
Coding region: 1-954 (317 amino acids)
Molecular function (GO): protein binding
Source: RefSeq, a predicted model, not a curated record